GGUGUCCCCGUGACGAAGCACAUUGAUGACUUCCCAAGUUUCUCUUUAAAUGAGCUCCUCGAUCCUUCGCCCAAACCUUUCUCUCUAUUUCGACUCCUCCACAUCCGUUUCUACGAGGUCUUCUUGAGUUAGGGUUCCGAGGGUUGGUCCGUCAUGAAUCCCGAAUAUGACUAUCUUUUCAAGCUUCUGCUUAUUGGGGAUUCGGGGGUUGGAAAAUCAUGCCUUCUACUUAGAUUUGCGGAUGAUUCCUAUAUAGAAAGUUACAUCAGUACAAUUGGUGUAGACUUUAAAAUUCGCACGGUAGAGCAGGAUGGGAAAACCAUAAAACUUCAAAUUUGGGACACUGCUGGUCAGGAACGCUUCAGGACAAUCACAAGUAGCUACUACCGCGGUGCACAUGGGAUUAUUGUGGUCUAUGACGUAACUGACCAAGAAAGUUUCAACAAUGUCAAGCAGUGGCUGAAUGAGAUUGACAGGUAUGCCAGUGAAAAUGUGAACAAGCUUUUGGUGGGAAACAAGUGUGAUCUGACCGAUAAUAGGGCAGUAUCUUAUGAAGCUGGCAAGGCAUUUGCGGAUGAGAUCGGCAUACCAUUCCUGGAGACAAGUGCCAAGGACGCUACGAAUGUAGAGAAGGCAUUUAUGACCAUGGCUGCUGAUAUAAAGAACAGAAUGGCAAGUCAGCCAGCUAUGAAUGCCAGCAAACCUACGACGGUCCAGAUGCGGGGUCAACCAGUCGCCACGAAGAGUAGCUGCUGCUCCUGAAUCAAUUCAACACAAUCAUACGCCUUUGCUCCAGACGAGAGGUCAUUAUGCUGAUAAAAGUUGGGGGGCUGUUUAUGGCGUGUAUUUGUGAAUUACAAUCAGAAACUCUGCUUGGUUUGUAUUGGAUUUAAAAGAAACAGGUUUGUGUUUAUCUGCCACCCGGAUGAUCUUGAGGUAUUCAAGUAUUAAUGACACAAAUAGUUGCUAUCUUGAUCCUCGAACGUAAUUCAUCCUAUGUAUAUACAUAUUUGCUAGUUUGCACUGA
Messenger RNA from Musa acuminata subsp. malaccensis (wild Malaysian banana), 1027 nucleotides. Its product is annotated as ras-related protein RIC1. Gene Ontology annotation, molecular function: GTPase activity; GTP binding. Gene Ontology annotation, biological process: vesicle-mediated transport. The record is from RefSeq and is a predicted model, not a curated record. Lineage: Eukaryota; Viridiplantae; Streptophyta; Magnoliopsida; Zingiberales; Musaceae.